GCCUUUUUUCCCUCGACCCAGACUUGAAUUGCACAACAUAAAGGCCACAUAAAAUAUUUGCUCUCUGAUUCCACAUAAAAGAACUUCAGCUUUCACAAGGAACUUAGAUCUCUUUGGAAGCCAGGCUUUCCACAAUGAAGAGCUUUCUGGCUUUCCUUCUUACAAUGGGCAUCAUAGUGGCCCUGGGUGAUGCAUACUGCUGGAAUAAAAUUCACAAGCCAGGGGAGGCCCAAAAUGGCUGUAUGGUGAAUGGAAAACUGUAUCCCUUUGGACGCAUUGAGAGGACAGAUGAUUGCUACAGGUGCAGCUGCAGUGAAGAUGGAAUGGAAUGCUGUUCCCUCUUUCAUACUCCUGUUGCUUACGACAAUAAGAAAUGCAAAGUAGUUUUCAACAAAGAGCGCUGUGACUAUGAUGUGGUGCAGAAGGACGACCCCUCCAAGAAGUGUUUUGUCUAUGCUCGUGUGGGCUAACAUCUGGUCCAAACAUUUCUCACUAUGGAUCUCCUUCCCACUGAAGCUUUACCAUCGCAGAGAAGAACCAUGACCUGGGAAACUCUAAUAAAAGAGAGCUUUUAACCUCCUCAUUGUCCUAAUUGUACAAGAUGCAUGAU
This is a messenger RNA of Catharus ustulatus (Swainson's thrush), 610 nucleotides long. Its product is annotated as beta-microseminoprotein-like. The transcript has 4 exons. The coding region runs from base 135 to 470 and encodes 111 amino acids. NCBI's taxonomy places the organism in Eukaryota, Metazoa, Chordata, Aves, Passeriformes, Turdidae. The record is from RefSeq and is a predicted model, not a curated record.